CUUGCGGGCGGACGGGGAGGUCGUGGCCGCGUCCUACAACCUGCUGCCUUCCAGAUGGGCAGAAGGGGAGGUCGUGGCCGCGUCCCACAGCCUGCUGCCUUCCCUAUGCUUUGGACCUCAACGCCCAUCAGCCCCAGCCAGCAUGGCCACUGGGCCGGGAUCCGGGGAGGCGUUGUCCGAAACAUCUGGAGCGCAGCAGCUGGCUGGGAAGGCUGAAGCAAGGAGGAGACGAUUCCUGCUUCUGGGGAGCAGAUCGGGCACCCCCCCCCCCGGACGGAGAAGUCUUCGUGGGGGGAAAUUUGUCACAGAACCGGUAAGUGGGGCGAAGAAAGCAUAUCUCUGGAGAAAGCCCCCACCCACGCCAGUUCUGAUGCGGGGUGAUUUCGGCGAGGAAAAAAUCCAGCCAGGGCACGUGUGAUUUGAAUAGCUGCGUAACAGCAAGCAAAAGUAUUACUCCGUGAACGUACUUCUCCACGGCCCCGUCUCCCUCGCAGGUCGUCAGUACGAUUCCAAGAUACAACAAGCUACCCCUGUUGGUCUUCUGCCUGUUACACAGUGGACAAUAACAUAAAUAAGGAGCUCUGUCUCAGGCUAGUGGGGCAGAAAAGUGUCUCUGAAUACAUGUGGCUUGAGGGUGGAAGGGAAGACGGGAGGAUCCCUGGGCUCAAAAGGCAAUCCGGAGCUAGGAAACUGGUUUGUAGGUGUGUUUAGUGCAAACUAAGUCAGGGGAAGGCAGAGCUUCUGGAUCAGUCGACAGUUAUCUGAGUGAUGUGACAUAGAUCAGCAAGGAUUUCUGACUCUCCAGGAGCUUCAUGGCAGGGAGCAACGAAACGACCCCUUGACAACAUGUGGCAGGCGAAAGACUGUUUGCAUAGUGCAGUUUUCCCAGGCGGAUCUAAUUCCUUAGCUCAGAAUACUUUAAUUCUGAGUGUGCAUCUUUUGCACCAGGCUCCUAUUUGUGGCUGAUCUGCAGUUUCUGGUAGCAAAUGAAGUGUACAAUCCAGAACUAUCAUGCCCUAUCCUGCAGAUGCUUUCCUGAAACAUGGUCUUGAAGUUGAGCCCUGCGUGUGUGAAGUGAUCAUGAGGACUGCAGUGUUUAAUCCAUUGAACCGGGAGGACAGAAUCAAAGGCUGUGUCACAUAAUCCAGUGUCAUAAGCUGAACACAGAUACAGUUUUUUGGGCACCUACCUCUGGGAAUCGUUUGGGAGUGAAGACAACAGACAGUUCUGCAGCUGGGAAGAGGACAGAGAAAAAUUGGUGAUACUGGAAACAGUUUUCUACCCAAAACUGGAGAUUGGGAGGUCUGAAUCCCUUUGCUUUGAAGAGGCUGCAAGUGUGGGGAUGCGAUUGUGACGCUUGGAGCGUACGAUUUUCUCACAGUUACAUGUGUGUGAUGUGUUGCAUGCAAGUGUAUGUAUCAAAAUGUGCCAAAGCACAAUGAAUUGGCUGUGAUUGCGCAUGGGAAAGUAGAGCACAGGAGUUGCUUAAUAUUGAGGCAAAAACGUUUGCGUUAGAAAGCUGUCAUUCUACAUGUACACAGCUGUGAACGGCAUAGCGAUAAGGGCAAACUUAGUUCAUGUUGAAAUGUGUAGAUGUGUGUUUAAUGUUCCGAAGAACUGUGUAAACAUGAGUACCUGUGACCAUAUGAUAGCAUAGUGGUAGAAACUCUGUGCGUAUCUGUACAAGCAUGUGGACCAUUGUGGAAGGAUGUUGACACAGGAACACACACAGCUGAUUAAGGGAUAUCUGUUAUUGUGCAAGGAGUGUGCAUACUUGCUGUAGUGCACUUUCCACUUUUUCCAGGACUACAGUUCACAAAGUAGCACACAUAAUUGUGUAAGUAGUGUGCUUUUGCUUGCACGCAUCUGAGCUGCACCUAUCAACGUGCAUAGACAAGUGUGUAGGUGUGACUUUGCAAGGGUCCUAAGUUCUUGUUGUCUGUACUGUGUGUGCACGCGCGCGUGUGUGUGUGCACGUGUUCGUGUGUUGCACAUCCUCUCUGAUGGAGAAAUCCAAAGCAGACCUAGAAUCUUCAGUGAACCCUGAAGGUGAAUGCAAUCAAGAUCUGCUUGCUGAUGAAUCUGAUUCCCGGCCUACCUGGGGCUCAAAGGCCCAGUAUAUCCUGGCUCAGGUUGGCUUUUCUGUCGGGAUUGGCAAUGUCUGGCGCUUCCCGUACCUCUGCCAUCAGAAUGGAGGAGGUGCUUUCCUGCUACUGUACCUGCUGCUCCUCUUUGUCAUUGGGAUCCCUCUCUUCUUCCUGGAGCUGGCGGCUGGGCAGAUCAUCCGACAGGGCAGCAUUGGGGUCUGGAAGCACAUCAGCCCCCGCCUGGUGGGCAUCGGCUUUGCCAGCUGUGUGGUUUGCUCCUUUGUCGCCUUGUAUUACAACGUCAUUAUUGCAUGGAGCAUUUUCUACCUGGCUAAUUCCUUCCAGUUUCCCUUGCCCUGGACUAACUGCUCAGAAACAGCCAACCAAACAGUCCCAGAAACGGAGUGUGAUGCCAGUUCUCCCACUGUCCAUUUCUGGUAUCAAAAGGCCUUGCAUGUGACCAGCUCCAUUGAAGAGAGUGGAGGCCUUAAUCCGGCUCUUACUGGCUGCCUCUUUGCUGCAUGGGUUCUAGUGUGUCUGGCCAUGAUCAAAGGCAUCAAGUCCUCUGGCAAGGUCCUGUAUUUCAGCUCUCUGUUCCCCUAUGUGAUUCUUUUCUGCUUCCUCAUCCGAGCAUUGCUGCUAGAAGGGGCAGCUGAUGGGAUCAAGAUCAUGUUCACCCCCAAGAUAUCCAUUUUGGGAGAUAUGCAGGUCUGGCGCCAGGCGGCCACCCAGGUGUUCUUCGCACUUGGCCUGGGCUUCGGCACCAUCAUCGCCUACUCCAGCUACAACUCACGCCACAACAACUGCCACACCGAUGGGCUGAUUGUGUCCGGAGUCAACUUCCUCACCUCGGUGCUGGCCACGCUGGUGGUGUUUGCCGUGCUGGGUUUUCGCGCCAACAGCAUCACGCAGAAGUGCAUUGCCAGGAAUAUGAAGCUGCUGUCCGACCUGGUCUCAAAUGGCACCAUCUCCCCUGAGAACUUCAGAAACUUCUCUGAGCUCCCUGCCAUUCACUACAGUGCCUGGUAUGAGGAACUCCAGAACGACACCAGGGAGCACCUGCAGAACUGGAAUAUCAGCAACUGCCGUGUCGAGGACGAGAUGAACAAGGGUGUGGAAGGCACAGGCCUGGCCUUCAUUGCCUUCACAGAGGCCAUGACUCUGUUUCCGACGGCUCCGUUCUGGUCCAUGAUGUUCUUCUUCAUGCUGCUGAACCUGGGCCUAAGCACCAUGCUGGGGAACAUGCAAGGGAUCAUCACCCCGUUGCUGGACAAUUUCCAGAGCCUCCGCCGUCGGCGGACCCUCUUCACAGUGCUGUGUUGUUCCGUCGGGUUCUUGCUGGGCCUGAUUUUCGUUCAACGCUCAGGCAACUAUUUUGUGACCAUGUUUGACGACUAUUCGGCCACCCUGCCCCUGCUUAUUGUUGUAGCAUUCGAAGCAUUUGCCGUAGCUUGGAUCUAUGGAGCUGACAGGUUCUUAAGUGACAUAGAAAAUAUGCUGGGUUGGCGUCCUUGGCAUAUCUACAGCUACAUGUGGCGCUUUGUUAGUCUGGGCUUGUUGUUGUGCCUCUUGCUAGCCAGUUUGGUAUUCAUGUUUCUGAAGUGGCCCACAUACCGGGCCUGGGACCCACAGACGGCAGAGGAGCAGCAGCUGGAAUAUCCGCCCUGGGCCCUGGGCAUGCUCAUAGGCCUUAUAGUCAUCGCAGCUCUUCCCAUCCCGGUCAUGUACCUCCGGCAGCUGUUGAUUGAGCGGUUUGUCCAGCAACAAGGAAACCGGCCUGGCUUGGCCAUGGCUCCUGUGCCCACGGAGGAUGAAGACGAGGCAGAAGACAAAGAUGGCCUGGCUGAUCCCAAUGUCAAGGGCAAUGGAUACUUGCUUGUCCAGGAAGAAGAAAGGCAGGACUAACUGGGAAGUCCACUGGAAUGUGCCCCAUGGAUCAUCCCGACCCUUGUGGUAUUUUUCAACAUCCUUGAUGAUGGGGGAUUUUAGACCUCUCCGGUGCUGUUCAUUUAGUGCAGAUAGCGAAGGCAGCUGCUGCAGCUAAAAAAAAGGCGUUGAGCUGACUUGAAUCAGGAUACCAGCUGUUCUGGAAACUGGGCUGCUUCCUGGUGAGUAACUCCUAGCACUGGCAAACAUUGCACUUGUGCUGUAAGCUAGACGCAACAUUGCAACAGAGGAAUACCACAUUUUUUUCUCUAUGUUCAUCCCGCUCAUUCCUUGCAAAGUUCUGGGCCUAUGAGUGGGGAAGAGAAAGGUCCAAUUCAACUGAACGGCCAUUUGAGUGGGGGGAGGGAACAAUCUGACUGACCCUUUAAAAAUGUUAAAUAAUAGGAUUACAAAUGGAUGAUGAUAUCAUAAGGAGCCUUCACAAAAUGAGGGUUAAUAAAGCAUAGCUAUUUCACUCCAGAGCUGCCCUGCUGGAUACUGACUGAGAACCUGAGUACUUUGAAAAGAAUUAAAAAGGAGUGAACUGAAGAUAAGUAAAACUGAAGUGGAAACAAUUAAAAAAAAUUAAACUUCUAGUUUGCACUACCACCAUGGAGUUCCACUGUUCUUGUGAGAGGACACUUAAAAUCUUCCUUUUAACUAUGAGCACUUGAAAAACUAAAGUGAGUUGACUUCAGAGGAUUGUCCUUGGAGGAUUAAGGAUUGCUGAGAUCCAAGAAGGCAGGGAAAGUGUAAGAUUUACUGAGGGUUGAUUGUCUGUGAAAGUGCCACAACAUUCAUUUCCCCCUGCUCUUUUCUGUACCCUUCCCAUCCUAUCAUUAUCUCCCCCACUGUCUAUUUUAACUUGUAAGCUCCUUGAGGGCAGGGACCUACGUUUGCUGAUAAUACAAACAUACAUCUUACAACCAUAUAUCUCAUAACACCGUAUUAAUUGUUGCUGUUGUCAGUCGGUUACUGAGCCAUCACAAAGGUUGCUAGCAGGAACCCCCCACCCCAAAUGCCAGUCCCUUCACUACACAACUGAAAAUUCUGCCAGGGCACCUGGUAAGACUUCACACGUGACCUGCAGUCAGUAUUUUCCAGGACCUGAUGAUGAUAUUAAGCAGCAUUUGAGUGUGCAGGCUAGCCUUGGAAACUUCAGAAAAGUGGCACCUCUCAUCUUGUCUCAAGUUACACUGUUGUUAAAAACAGAGAAGCCCCUGCCUCUAUGAGGAAUAAAGGCAGCUCUACCUGGUUCUGAUCGUGAGAACGUGCCAUACUCAGUUGGAUUCUGAAGCUGACAGUGGAUUGUUUUUAUAAUAUUCUCUAUGGGGAGUUAAUAGACAAUCUCAAUGGUUCAGUAAAUGAACUGUAUUGUUUCUAGAAUUUCUGUUAAUGUUGGUGAAAUCAUAGGAGGGAACUAAGCCUCCGCCAUUCAGGCCAUGUGUUUGGAUUUCUUCAGAGAUGAGGGAAGCACAACUUGUGGUGCACAAAUUUCCCACAAACAAGAGCAGGAUAUUCUGAUCAAAGGGAAUGUAUUUUUUUUCCUUCAAUAAAACUAUUUGGCAUUUCAA
Molecule: messenger RNA, 5587 nt
Organism: Varanus komodoensis (Komodo dragon)
Lineage: Eukaryota; Metazoa; Chordata; Lepidosauria; Squamata; Varanidae
Gene: SLC6A16
Product: solute carrier family 6 member 16
Exons: 14
Coding region: 2004-3992 (662 amino acids)
Biological process (GO): sodium ion transmembrane transport
Cellular component (GO): membrane
Source: RefSeq, a predicted model, not a curated record